Molecule: messenger RNA, 1501 nt
Organism: Acomys russatus (golden spiny mouse)
Lineage: Eukaryota; Metazoa; Chordata; Mammalia; Rodentia; Muridae
Product: serine protease inhibitor A3C-like
Exons: 4
Coding region: 5-1501 (498 amino acids)
Biological process (GO): negative regulation of endopeptidase activity
Molecular function (GO): serine-type endopeptidase inhibitor activity
Source: RefSeq, a predicted model, not a curated record
GAAGAUGGCCCUCCUUGUAUCUGUGGGGAUCUUGAUGGCUGGGAUCUUGCCUGCUCUCCUCUGCUACCCAGAUGCUACACUGAGGAGGGGCACUCUAUUCCAUGAUGAGCAACUCAAUGGGACACUAGUGGACAGUCUAACAUCUUACCCCAAUGAAACAGACUUCAUUUUCAAAAUCUACAGGGAGCUGGUUGGCAAGAAUCAAAGUGCAAAUAUCCUCUUCUCCCCAUAUGGUCUCUUAGAUGCAUUGGGUGUCCUGUCCCUGGGAGCAAAGGGCAACACCCUUACAGAGAUCCUAGAAAGUCUAAAGCACAGUCACACAGAUACCCCUGAGACAGACAUCCACCAGGGCUUUGGGAACCUCCAACACAAGCUCAGCCAGCCAGGGGACCAGGUGCAGAUCAGCACAGGCAGCGCCAUGGUUAUUGAAAAGCACCUGCAGAUCCUGGCAGAGUUCAAGGAGAAGGCAAGAGCUCUGUACCAGGCUGAAACCUUCCUGGCUGACUUCCAGAAGCCUCAAGAGACCAAAAAGCUCAUCAAUGACUACGUGAGGAAACAGACCCAGGGGAAGAUCAAAGAAAUGAUCUCAGAUCUGGAUGACAGGAUAUCCAUGGUGCUGGUGAAUUACAUCUACUUUAAAGGUGAGAAAGGGCAUUGGUUGGGGAGUGCAGAGAACGGAUGUUGGUUGGGUACCUGUGUUGACAGGCUGACUUCUAGAAAGCAGGUGAUCACAGUCUUGGAGACAUGGAUGCCCAACCUCUUAUUACUCACAAGUUUUAUUUCUCCUCUGGGUUGUUUCUGGAAAAUAGUUGUGGUUCUUGGUACAUACUCAAAAGAAAACCAGUGCUCUUGGUCUAAGAGAGCUGAUAUGGGCUGCAAAUGGAAGUGGCCCUUUGACCCUCUUGACACAAUCAUUUCUGAAUUCCAAUUGGAUAAAAGGAGGUCUGUGAAGAUGCUCAUGAUGACACUUAAGAGCUUGUCCACACCCUACUUCAGGGAUGAGAAGCUGUCCUGCUCUGUGGUGGAGCUGAAGUACACAGGCAAUGCCAAGGCUAUGUUCAUCCUCCCUGACCAGGGCAAGAUGCAGCAGGUGGAAGCCAGCUUGCAGCCAGAGACCCUGAAGAAAUGGAGGAGAUCUCUGAAGACCAGGAGAUUCGAUGAGCUCCACCUGCCCAAGUUCUCCAUCUCCAAAGACUACAGACUGGAGAACAUCCUUCCUGAGCUGGGCAUCAGGGAAGUCUUCUCCCCACAGGCUGAUCUCUCUAGGAUCACGGGAGCCAAGAACCUGAGCCUCUCUGAGGUGCACCACAACACUGUACUGGAAGUGGAUGAGACAAGUGCAAAUGGAAGGGCCAGCACGGAACACGAAGACACCUUCCUCUCUCCGAAAUUGAAGGCUACAUCUAUGACUAUAGACAGGCCAUUUAUGUUCCUUAUCACUAGCACAGACUUUCAGGAUACCUACUUUAUGGGCAAGCUCACCGACCCGAAUCAAGGCUAG